Messenger RNA from Capsella rubella, 757 nucleotides. RefSeq names its product WPP domain-containing protein 1. NCBI's taxonomy places the organism in Eukaryota, Viridiplantae, Streptophyta, Magnoliopsida, Brassicales, Brassicaceae. Bases 54 to 584 code for a protein of 176 amino acids. The record is from RefSeq and is a predicted model, not a curated record. The transcript has a single exon. Gene Ontology annotation, biological process: mitotic cell cycle; lateral root development.
CCACAACAACAACAAAUUUCAAAAUCCCUAAAAAGUUUUUGAAACAAACAAAAAUGGCCGAGACCGACACCGAGACCAUCACCACCACCGCCACCGCAUCUCCGCCGCAGAUCUCAGAAUCCGAAACCUCAACCACAUUACCAACAAUGGAGACGAAACAAUCAGACAACGAGGCGAAUCCGAAUCCUAAUCCGAAUCCGAAUCCGAAUCCCAAUCCGGGAACCAUUUCGCUCCGAAUCUGGCCGCCGACUGAAAAAACACGCGACGCCGUCGUCAAACGCCUAACCGAAAACCUAUCAAAGGAAUCAAUCCUAUCCAAGAGAUUCGGAACACUCGAAUCAGAAGAAGCUUCAUCCGUCGCGAAAUCGAUCGAGGAAGAGGCUUACGCCGUCGCUUCCACCGCCGUGGUAGGUGAUGACGAUGGGAUCGAGAUCCUUAGAGUCUAUUCAAAAGAGAUUAGUCAACGUAUGCUUGAAUCGAUGAAAGCUAAGACCACCCCUGCACCAAAGGAUGAUGAUGGUGAUAAAGAAGAAACUGGGUUAGCUGGGGAAUUGGAUUCAGUGAAGCUUGAGGAAGAUGCUUGAGUUUGAUCUCUUUAACUAUCUUUUUAUUAUUGUCUCAGAGUUCUUGUAGUGAUGAUGAUGAUGAUGAUGAUGAUGAUGAUGAUGAUGAUGAUGAUGACUUGUUGGUAUUCGUAAUUUGGAUGAUUUUGCUUUCUUGAUUAAUUUGAUGGUUUUGGUUUCUUGAUUAUGGUUAA